CCUCCGCGUGAGCCGCCCUGGGAAUAUUGAACAUAAUGUGACCUCUCCGUCCAGACUAAGCCGGAUCUCAGAGACUCCGUGGAGUGGGAGGGGCGCAGUCUCUUGAAGGCGCUGAUCAAGCAGUCGGCGCUGUGGUGAGUAUCGCGCGGCGCCUCCCCGUCCUCCCCGGGAAGGAAGCCUGGGCCCACUCUGACAUCGCCUCCUGUGUGCCUCAGUGGAGAGCAGGUCCACGUCCUGGGCUGUGAAGUGAGCGAGGAAGAGUUUCGCCAAGGUUUUGAUUCCGGUACCAACAGCCAAGAGAAAGGGAGAGGGACAGAGAGCCAGAAACAUCAAUGAGAGAGAAACAUUGAUCAGCUGUCUCCUGCACACCCCCAACCGGGGAUGUACCCGCAACCAAGGCUGGUUUACCAUGACCUCUUCAGAGACCCUCUCAACUGGUCAAACACUGGUGAAGCCCUUCCAGGGGGGCCCCUGGGAGUCUUGAGAGCAAUGUGCAGGAGAACAGGUCCUGGUCCGGUCACCAUUGCUCUUGACUCACUUAGCUGGCUGCUGCUUCACCUUCCCUGCACCACACUUUGCCAAGCCCUGCAUGCUCUGAGCCGACAGGACUCCCGCCCUGAUGACAGCUCCCCAGUAGGACGUGUGCGUGUGCUGGGCCUGCUACAUGAAGAGCUCCAUGGCCCAGGCCCUGUGGAAGCAUUGAGCACCCUUGCUCAGAUUGAAGUGACCUUGAGUGGUACAGGGGGCCAAGCCUCAGCUCACAUUCUCUAUCGGAGGCCCCAACAUCGUCCAACACAUAAGAUUCAGUGGUUCUCCAUCCUCCCUGACUUCAGCCUGGACCUCCAAGGGGAGUCUCCCCUAAAGUCGAAGCCCCACCCAGAUCCUCGCACACACCCGGUGGAUCCCACUACUCACUUGACCUUUAACCUUCACCUGUCCGAGAAAGAGAAGGAAGCCAAAGAUAGCCUGACCUUGCCCUUCCAGUUCAGCUCUGAAAAGCAGCAGGCUCUACUGUGCCGUGGUUUAGGCCAAGCUACCAGCCAUAUCUUCUAUGAGCCAGAUGCUUAUGAUGACCUGGACCAAGAGGACCCAGAUGAUGACCUAGAUAUUUGACUAGACUGAAUUGGAGGGGGCUGAGGAGACCGUGGGCCUAUAACCAUUGUUCCAGUUGGCCUUACCUCGUUUCUUCCCCACCUUUGUUUCCUGUGUCUCUGGAGGCCCUACCCUGUGACCUGGGAGCCAGGGAGCAGUGUCCAGUCAGGACAAAAAGUGUGAUGGGCCCUAGCCAGUUUGGCUCAGUGGACAGAGCAUCAGUCGGUGGACUGAAGGGGCCUGGAUUCGGUUCUGGUCAAGGGCACGUACCUUGGUUGCAGGUUCCCCGGCCCUGGUCAGGGUGCAUGCAGGAGGCAACCAAUCAACGUGUCUCUCUCACAUUGAUGUUUCUCUGUUUCUCCCUCUCCCACUCUCUCUAAAAAUCAAUGGAAAAAUAUCCUCAGAUGAGGAUUAACAAAAAAAAAGUGGGAUGGGGACAGAGGGAAAGGUGAGAGACUAGGAAACCUGUCUCUCCCCGCCCCCCCCCCCCCCCACACACACACAUACACACACAAGCCUAAUA
Eptesicus fuscus (big brown bat) is the source of this 1615-nucleotide messenger RNA. It is a transcript of the gene ELP5, whose product is annotated as elongator acetyltransferase complex subunit 5. Gene Ontology annotation, molecular function: tRNA binding. Gene Ontology annotation, biological process: tRNA wobble uridine modification. Gene Ontology annotation, cellular component: nucleus; elongator holoenzyme complex; cytosol. The transcript is spliced from 8 exons. The record is from RefSeq and is a predicted model, not a curated record. Bases 382 to 1113 code for a protein of 243 amino acids. NCBI's taxonomy places the organism in Eukaryota, Metazoa, Chordata, Mammalia, Chiroptera, Vespertilionidae.